GGAGGAGACCUUGCACCACACGCCAUUGUUUCACAAGGUACGUGCUACAAACUGUGCCCAAGAAAACAAAGCCAGUGGCUCAGGCCCGACCUGGCCUCCCCUUCUCUGGCUGGAAAGCAGCUUUCUCACGGCCGGGAACCUUGUGUGCCCGGGUUUGGAUGCCCGGUUGCGCGCAGGGAAGCUUUUAAGCGUGGGACCGCGAGACGCCGCUUGUAAACAGAGCCGGGCGGGUGGUCCGCGGGGGCCGGUCGCGCUGUGGCUGCGAGGCGGGCUGGCGGUCGGCCUCGGGGUCUCCAAAGAGCCCAAAGACCUGGAAAUUAAGAAUUGGUAUGGCAUCACUUUGACAAGAACUACCGUGUUGUCUUCACAGAAAUCUCAUUGAAGAAUAAGCUCAAAGGAACACUUGUCUCUUCAUGGUUCUAUUACUAGCAAAUGUUUUCAGUGUCCACUCUUGUGCUUGACCUGCUCUAGGCAGCCCAAUGAAGGUUCCUGCCAGCUCUUUUGCAGAAGCACCUGUCUUUGUUUGGUGAAUGUUUGUUAAGGCUUUCCCUCAAAUAUCUUGAGAGGCGGAAGCCUCUUGGAACCUAUGACAUGGAAGCUUUGGAAGUGGAUGAUAUCAGCCCAGCCUUGGAAGUUACUGAGGAUUUCUUUAGUACUUUUGAUAAUAAGCUAGAAAAGCCUGUGCAGCAAGCUGAGGUUUACAGGAUUCAGGAAGUUCCUGAAUUAGUGGGGCAUGAGGUACUCAGUGACAUAACAGACAAUGGUGCUAUGAGAAACGUUGCCUCCCUGGGCAAGGGAAAUGUGAUUUGGGAGCACUGUAAGAACAGACUCUUAGAAACAAAAGCUCAAAAUGUCUUCCCUGCCAAAGAACAGUUUAUGGUCCAGAGAGGGACAACCCCAGAUAAUCUAUCCUGGAUGGAACAAAAGGAAGCAUCGACAUUUAAUUUUUUCAAUAUCUGUCAGCGUCGGAGGGACAGACCUCGUUCUGUGAAUGACUUAUUGGAUGACACCUCUGCUUUCAAGCCAGGCCAUGCUCGAUCGAGGUCAGAUGUGACCCAAGCAGAUUGGCAAGUAGUCCUCAAAAGCAUGCCUUUGCAGCAGCAGCCACAGCUGCCAUUUCUACAAGGUCCUCACUUCAGGCCCUCUUUCCUGUUGCCCUCAGCAAGUAAGGUAGAAGAUGCUCAAGGAAAUACUGAACACAAACAGACAUUCCCAAACAUUCUGAAGAAGGGUUACCUGGAGAUUAGGAAGGACCACGACAGUUACUGGCAAAGCUGUUAUGCAGAACUCUCACCCUAUAACUUAUACUUUUACAGUCUUGACAGCAGUGGGAAUCAAAACCUGUAUGCCACGUACCAGCUUUCACACUUCCAGAGCAUAUCUGUCUUGGGUCAUCUUGAGGCCAGCAUGGUGGAUACUGUCCUGUAUGACAACAUUCAGCUUCAGCUAAAGGCUGAAUCGCCGUGGGAGGCUUUGGACUGGGGACAGAAGCUCUGGGAAGUCGUACAUGCUGCUGUGCCUGGUUACAUGGGACGGCAGGAUGAGCUGGCAAACUCACCAGGGCUUGGCCAUCAUGUUGACUGUAGGCAGAAUCAUUGUUUACAGAAGAAAGCCAAUGGGCUGCUACCACCUUCCCCUGUCUUGGAUAGCCCCAAGCAGUACCAAAACAUCCUCAAAUCAGGGACACUCUACAGACUGACUGUCCGGAAUAACUGGAAGGCAUUUACAUUUGUACUAAGCAAGGACUACCUUAUGGCCUUUCAUCCUGGCAAGCUAGAUGAGGAUCCCUUGUUGAGCUACAACGUAGAUGUUUGUCUGGCUGUCCAGAUAGACCACCUGGAUGGCUGUGACUCUUGCUUUCAAGUCAUUUUCCCCCAGGAUGUCCUCCGCCUCCGAGCUGAGACCCGGCAGAGGGCACAGGAGUGGAUGGAGACUCUGAAGACAGCUGCCAAUGCAGUGAGGAGUUCAGAGCAAAACCUGCAAGUCACACUGAGGAGUAAACCCAAGGAUCAGAUGAAUGGGCACGAACUCAGAAAGAACAAACGUCAGUCUGUGACCACCAGCUUCCUGAGCAUCCUGACAACUUUGUCUUUGGAGCGAGGACUCACUGCUCAAAGUUUCAAAUGUGCAGGGUGCCAGCGAUCUAUCGGCCUUUCCAAUGGGAAAGCCAAGGUGUGCAAUUACAGUGGGUGGUACUACUGCAGCAGCUGCCAUGUGGAUGACAGCUUCCUCAUCCCAGCACGCAUAGUCCACAACUGGGAUACUUCAAAAUAUAAGGUGUCUAAGCAGGCCAAAGAGUUCCUGGAGUACGUGUAUGAAGAGCCCCUGAUCGACAUCCAGCAGGAGAACCCCAUGCUGUAUCUCCACGCAGAGCCACUGGCAACCGUGUUGCGCCUGCGGCAGCGGCUAAAAUCACUGCGGGCCUAUUUGUUCAGCUGCCGGGCGGCAGUCGCAGAGGAUCUUCGCCGCAGAAUCUUCCCCCGAGAAUACCUCCUUCAGCAGAUCCACCUAUACUCCCUCGCUGACCUGCAGCAGGUGAUAGAAGGAAAACUGGCUCCAUUCUUGGGCAAGGUCAUUAAAUUUGCCACCUCACAUGUGUACAGCUGCAGUCUCUGUUGCCAGAAGGGGUUCAUCUGCGAAAUCUGUAACAAUGGAGAGAUCCUCUACCCUUUUGAGGAUAUUUCAACCAGCAGGUGUGAGAGCUGUGGAGCUGUUUUCCAUGCUGAGUGCAAAGAAAAGUCUGUCCCCUGUCCAAGGUGCGUCCGACGAGAGCUGCAGAAGAAGCAGAAGUCCUUCUGGCGGCAGCUAAAUGUGGAUGAGAGCCUGGAAGAGGCAUGCACCAUGUUUGAGCUGUCCUACCAGAACACCUGACUGCCAGGCCACACUGGCACUUGCCCCGCAGCGACCUGUGGCCAAGAGGCUCCCAAGUAGCCACUCGCACCGGAGAAGAAGGGUCUGUCUCCUCUUCCACAUUUAUUUAUUUAUAUGUAUACACCCCUGUGCGUACUGUGCGUACGUUCUGUGUAAAUCGAUGUCCACCAAAUCCUCUGUGGAUAAAAGCCUACCCAUGUACUUGGCCAUGAACUUCAGCUGCUUGCUUGUAUGUGUUUUACAUACAAUGCUUCAUAGUUCAGAGUUUUUUGUUUUGUUUUGGCUCUUAGGGGCCAUUUUUAUUAUACAAAGCAUAGAAGGAAGCAUUUCCUACAGACUAACACAGCUUCGGUUAUUUCCGUAUUGUGUAUUUUUAGCCUUCACAGAGGCUGGGGGAACUGAGGCAGGCAUCAUCAUCUGUUUCAUGAGGAAAUCUGCAAAACACAAAAACACCUGGAUCCUUCCAGGCCCCAGUGUCCCUGGCAGACAGGGAUCUCUGGAGUGGAGAUACACGGCAGGGAGCCAAGCAUGUGGCUCUCUGACAAAGCAUUUGCCUUGAGCUGAGGAGGUUUUGAAGUUAAUCUCAGGAUUUUUCUCCUGAGGAAAAAAGAUGCCUCUGUGACCAAUAACUGCAUGUUCGUCUGUUACUGGUACGAACCCCAACACCUGCCUAACCACGUAGCUCUCCACCGUUAUCUGCCAUGUUCCAACAUGGCUCUCUUCAGAACAGUUUUCCAAAGGUGUCAUGGGUGAUAUUUGUGAUUUUUUUCAUGGUGUCGGCUGGAGGAAAUGUCUUAGAAUUGUCAUUAAAGACAUCAGUGCAUAGACUGGUAGAAUAGAUGGUACGUAUCUUAGAAGAGACAAUCUUCAGGUUCCUUUUACAGAGUCCUGUGUAGGUAACCCUACCUGGUCAUUUUGAGUGCUUUAUAUGUCAUUGUUCUUCCCUGCACUUGUAUUUUGGCCUUUGUCAAUUUAACCACUCUUCUGUUACAUUUUUUGUUGUUGCUGCUGUUGUUAUUUUUUAAAAUCAGGGUGAUAUUUUGGAAAAAAUCUCAAUUUUAAACUGUAAAGAAAACACAAAUAGAAUUACAUCUAAUAGUGUUUGAAUAAGUAGAUAUACACAUAUAUUAUUGCCACCAUAAAGCAAAAAAAUGCUAAAAUAAGUAAUAUCAUAGGAAUAAGAAGCAUAACAAAUUGCUUUGCUGUCGGCAGGGUCAUGUCCUCUGCUGCAGUGUCCCUGUAAGAGCCAGCAUAGCAGGGACUGUGACUGAGGUGGCAGGUAGGACGGCGCUGGAAACCCAAUUGCUCUUUUUCCUCCUUGCUUGGCUCUCCAAAACAGGAGAAUAUGCUUAUAACAAGAAUUCUUGGUAGACUUUAGGAGGCGGUCACGGGUCUUUCACAUUAAGUAUAUGUUCGUGUCUUCAUGGUUUAGUCUUCCCACGGCUGUUGGGAGCUGGGGAAGGACAUGGUGCCUGAAGCUCCACACUUUGCUGCCUCCAGAGGCCAGCUCUUGACGCUCUGUCCAUUCAGAGACAUUUCACAAUAAUUUUCCUGUAGUUACAUGUAAGCAUUUUACCUCCCAACCCUUUGGCCCCAAACCACAUAUUUCAACUUAAUAGUGAAGCACCAUGCAUGCAUUUAUUUUCUGGUUUUACAGUAGCUGUGACCAAGGCAUGAAGCUUGGUGAGAGUCCAGGGCCCUGUUCAGGAGACGCCUCAUCGGUGCCUUUUACUCUCUAAAGCAGGUUGACUCACGCUCCCUCCCCCCAAUUAUCAAGAAUGUGAACACAAAAGGAGAAGGGUAGAAAGUGUCUCAAACACUUGGCAAACAGAUUUGAUCAUCUCCUCUCCUCCUCCCCUUCAUGAAAUAUAGUAUUUAUAUUUUCCAGCCCCAGAGAAGAUAGUAGAAUAUGCUCUUUCACAAGAGAAUUAAUAGACCUGCUUAUUAUAAAACAGAUGUGCUCCCAUGGCAAAGUGCCUUCCCCUCCGCUCCCAGCUCAGUCAUGGAGCUUGCUUUUGCCUUUGCUGGAAUUAAUGUAUCUGCGAUUCCGACUGUCAGUGGAGCUGUUCCUUGCAUGCUGUUUGGAGACUUGAAGUGCAAGGCCGUUCCCUCCUUUCCAGCAUGUUUGCUGUGUACAGAAUGUCUUGUCCCAACUCACAGGCAUCCAGGAUCAGACCUGCCGAGAGUCAAGGGUGACAUUCUGGAUCCCUGGUCUAAAUAUCUUUGUUUUUGCCAGAAUCUGUUUAGAAGGCCCUGCGAUAUAUUAGCAGUCCCUGGAAACUCCUAGCAGUUUUCCACCCACAUCACUUUCUGCUUAUUUUCAAAAGAGAAAAAAAAAAAAAAAACUGUACCAUCAAUAUCAGCUACCCAGAACUGGAACUGGGUCCCUGCUGCUUCUGUUUUCUCUCCUUUUCAUACAACUCUGACAGCCUGGUUCAUGCCGGCCAUGGGCCUACAACAACAUUCUCUGCCACCACCACCAAAAUCUGAUGGGACAGAGUGGAGCCAGCUUCCAAGUUGGGGCUGCCAUGAAAAUUCAGAAUUGCUAUUUUCAGCCCAGAAUGCCUUAGAGCAAAUGAACGCCCCUACUGUUUUCCAGCCUAACAAAUUACUUGGUGCAAUGCUAGGUAAUUGUUCCACUGCUUAGAAAAUGUAGGAACAAAAGCAAGUCUGUUGAUUACUCCCUCCUUAUGGCUGAGUUAAUACCUGCUUUGCCUUGUGUUCCAUUUUACAUCCUAUAGUAAAUAUCUUUGCACGUAACACAUGAGAAAAUAGCCAGUUUAUCUCCUGCGACUGGCAGCCAGGUACAGGGAGCUGCUUCUCACUCAAGGGAACACUUGAGGAAAUCCCUCCCCAGCACCAGAAACACGCGUGUGAGCACAUCCAGCUGGUGAAAUGCUGGCAUCUAACCUGAGGUAAAGAAACCAGUUCCCAAAAUAGCCAUCAGUGUGCAGUAUUACGCAGGAGGGCUGCAGAGCA
Messenger RNA from Fukomys damarensis (Damara mole-rat), 5850 nucleotides. RefSeq names its product pleckstrin homology domain containing M3 (gene Plekhm3). The transcript is spliced from 8 exons. The coding region runs from base 592 to 2871 and encodes 759 amino acids. The record is from RefSeq and is a predicted model, not a curated record. Lineage: Eukaryota; Metazoa; Chordata; Mammalia; Rodentia; Bathyergidae.